Molecule: messenger RNA, 18727 nt
Organism: Coregonus sp. 'balchen'
Lineage: Eukaryota; Metazoa; Chordata; Actinopteri; Salmoniformes; Salmonidae
Source: the annotation of a GenBank genome assembly
CGGAAUGAUGAGGUCACCCAUAUUAAGAUCCAGAACUCGGGGGACUACUACGACCUGUAUGGAGGGGAGAAGUUUGCCACGCUGGCAGAGCUGGUGCAGUACUACACAGAGCAGCAUGACCUCCUCAGAGAGAGGAAUGGAGACGUCAUCGAGCUCAAGUACCCACUCAACUGCAAAGACCCCACCUCCGAGAGGUACGCACACACAUACACAUGCCUGCACACACACAUAAAUGAACAUCCACAGACAGCAUUUACAAUCAAAUACAUGCACGCACGACCACACACACACACACUCAUCUCUGGCUCUCUGCACAUUGUGACGUACAGUGUAUCAGUUUGUAUCUAGUUCUAAGAAAAAUGUGUGAUCUCUGUCAAGCAUGGUUUCUGUGGCUUCUCCAUGAAACACCUGCUGAGACCUCUUGUUGGAAGCUCCUACACAUUCACAAAUGCAAGCUCUCAUACAGACACAGACAUACAGAGGCACACACUAUUCAGAUUUCUUUGUAACGCCAUCACGUGUGCAAACUCAGAAACAAACACACUUUUCGAUUUCUUAAGUAAACAAUUCAAUGUAAACGGCGGAGUCGGGGUGAAUUCCAUUUCAGCUCCUCAUUACUUUUCAAUGGUAUUAGUAUUUUCAAACAUAAUAGUCAUGUCAUCAGUUGUGUCUGACUCUACAUCUACCGAUCUACACUAGGUGGUACCACGGGCACCUCUCUGGCCGCGAUGCUGAGAAGCUGCUUACGGACAAGGGCAAGCCUGGCAGUUUCCUGGUGCGUGAGAGCCAGAGCAAACCGGGCGACUUCGUGCUCUCUGUCCUCACCAACGAGGAGAAGCAUGAGAACGUGGACCGCAAGACCAAGGUUACCCACGUCAUGAUCCGAUACCAGGUAAGACCAGCUAGGGCAUACACUGAGCCAGACCUAUGCAUAUAGUUUGGCAAGCAAUGUUUGAGAUGUAGACUUUUAAUGGGUGCCAUGUUGGCACCAAAUGUUCCAAAGACAAUAAUAGUAUAAUUAAAAUGCCCUUUUGUAAUGUUCUAGGUGGGUCAUAACAUGGUUAUUAGCACUGUUUGAUGCCAACAUUUCAGACUGUUCUCUGAACUAGUUGUGGUAUAUUAAAAUAUGAUUGGUGUCAUCGUUGCCAGCUUACCUGACAGGUACUCACUACCAUGCACCUACUGUGAGCCGGAUGGCACUGCAAUCGCUACGCAUUCGUCCUCCUUCAAGGCACUCCACACCUAACUGGAGUGGGACUUCAUCGGGUUCUCAAGUGGACACCCCCCUUAACCGGUGUUUUGUUGAUAAGCCCACGCCUCGGCGGCAGAACCAGCAUUCUGGAACUACCCCCUCGAUCCCUCCACUCAACUCAGCCCUGCCUCCCUACUGCCUGCUUGGCUCUGCCACUAUUCAUUCCUCUUCAGCCAGAUCUAACAGGAUGCCUCUUCUGCCUGCUUGCUGACAUCAGCCACCAGCUUCUUCCUUGCCAUUCCUUCAAUGCUGAGCAGCCCCAGGGCUCUCCAGUGAUUGGGCUGCGAAGCCCCUGCAGCCAACCUCAACUGGUAGAUUCCAGGCUCUCCAUCCAUUUAGCUGACUCUCAAGGAUGAGGGACUGGUAUUUAUUGAGCUUCUGCUCUUUCCUCCCAGGCACUGUAAGCUCGACGAGGACCACCUGGUUGGUGCUUCUAGAUCAGAGGACUAUAUCUGGUCUUAGACUUGUGCUGGCUAGCUUCUUGAGGUCUGCCUACAUCUCCCAUUCACCUGCUGUGGCAAGUAUCCCUUUGUUCCUUGUUCCCUUUGCUGCACUCUCUCCUGACCUGAAGAAGUGGAUGAAAUGGGGCCCCCAGGUGAGUUGUUGUUUUGGCUUUCUCCUUGCUUGCGUCAGUCCCGCGGCCAGCUGAGUCAGUAUUUGGUCAUGUCGCCACCUGAAUUUUCCAUCAGUCAGACCUGCUUUGCAGGAGGAGAUCACAUACUUCAGGUUGUCUGGUCUUCUGCAUAGUGUGCAGCUGGGGCUCUCUGCCAACCACCACGUGUUGAGAUUUGUUGGUGUGGACAAAACAUUGUACACUGAGCAAAGCAGAAACUUGAUCCGCUGCUCUUCCAUGUUCCAGAUGUCUUGCCAGGUGAGUGCCCUCUCUCGCAUGCUCUCGCAGCGUGUCCUGCUGGCGUGUUUUUUCAUGGAUACUGCUCUGACAUGCCGGCUUUCUUCCUCAGUCUUUGGGGCCUCCCUCUAAUCCAUGCCACAGUGUUCUUUUGGGUCUGCUUUCUUCCAGCUUGACCUGGUUGUGCAUCCAAGACUGCCUUGGUUUAUCAACCCAUCAAUUGUCAGCAUGUUGCAACCGUUCCUCUGCAUCCCUCAGCGCUCUGCUGGCUGACCACUUGCGACCCAUUCUGACCUCUCUCUGCCUGGCGAAACAUCUCAUCCUUGCUGUCCCGUAGCAUCAUGGCUUGACAUGCUUUUGUUGCCUUGAACUCCUCUACCACAGAUGUUAUUGGCAGCUGCAGCUUGCUGCCUGUGCUGUACAGGCCGAUGGAGCAGAAGCUUAUUGGGACCGCUAGCCAUCUCCUGAGGAAGUUGUUAAGUUUCCUCUCUAGUGCCUCCACUUUUGAAAGAGGUACCACAUAGACAAGCAGUGGCCAGAGGAGUCUGGGAAGUACCCCGUGUUGGUAGCCGCAUGCCUUAAACUUGCCUGGUAGGCCGCUCUUAUGUCAUCCACAUGUUGGCCUGCAAGAGCAUCUCCUUUACAUUCUCUUUGUCAUUGAGCUCUUCCUUGUACCACUUCCCCAGGCUCUUCACAGGCUGGUCUCCUCUCUGGUCUUGAAUUGGUACCGUUCCUGGACACGUCUCUUUUCAAGGACUAGACUUCUUGAUUUUGAACUCCAUUCAUUGGGGAGCUCUUUCAGAUCCUCUAAAAUCCAAAUGCCUUCCGGGACUGACUUAGCUGUAAUCUUCAGAUCGUCCAUGAAUGCCGCUUGCCAGUAUUGCAUCCCGUCUUAGCUUCUCUGCUGAUUGCACAAGGAGGUUCAUUGCAGCAGAAAAAACACUGACUGCACCAGGUCACAAUGCCCACCUCCAGCCUCUGCCAUGUGGUGGUAAAGUCUCUGCUUGAGGAGUGAGAUAGUUCGGAAUUGCUUGAUCGAACAUCUCCCAUUCCUUAUUUGCUGACGCAGCAGGCCAUUUCACAGGCUCCUUCCUGGUCUCUCCUGUGUUGGUGUUCUAUACAGGUUGUCUCUCCUGUUGGUCAUCUGUCUCCUCUGAUGCAUCAGUGAUGUUUCGGUCGCCACCCCUUUUGUCAUGCGUAUGGAGAGUCUGGGGACUGGGGUUUGGCUCCUGUCCCGGGCCUCUCCUCCGUCUCACCAGAUUGCCCUUUGUGUUGCACAUCACUAUUGGGUAGUGUACACUUCACUUGAUGUAUCUUCAGACUCCUCUCGCUUUUGCAGAUCUUCCCACAUCUGCAGACCCUAGAUAAAUCGCUUAGCUGUUCCAUCAUCGGUUGUGCGUCAUGGUUGGUCAGAACUGUGGUCUGUCCUGUAGUUCGAUCAUCCUACCCCACUCUCGCCCAACCUUGGGGGUAUCUUAUUAUAUAUCUUUCCAUAGCUUCAGCCUGCCAAGCCUCCACACCCUGUCUCUGGUCUUUUCCAGAUGUCAGCAGCGUUUCCUAGCUGUCACCAUACUUCCAUGGUUGCCAACUAGUCUUUCCUAGUCGUCACUGGGUCUCCAGAAGGGAAUAUCAAAAAAUAAGAUGAGUGUCAUCGCUGCUGGCUCACCUGACAGGUACUCGCUACCCUGCGCCUUCUGUGAGCCAGAUGGCACUGCAAUCGUUAUUCCUAUAAUAUACCAUCUCUGCAUAACACACCUUUAUAAACAAUUUGUAGAGCACAUACUUCAUUGUUUAGACUACUAGAAUAAGAGCUAGAGCAGCCUUUCUCAGCCUCAGUCAUGGGCCCAACAGUUAUUCCAUAUAUCCUAACACCAGCACACCUGAUUCAAAUUAACUAGCUUCAGGUGUGAUUGGUAUUGAAAACGGGCCUAGCUAGCAGUAGGUUAACUCUUACAGGCUAGCUUUUGUUAUAGAAAGGCCUUUGGCUUAGGGUCUAGCAGGUUACCUGGCAGGGCUAGAAGACCAGUAGGGCAGCUAGAAGUAUAGGGACUAGCAUGCUUGUAGCCCCUAGCCUGCCAGCUAGAUUGCUAGGCCUAUCAGGCUAGCUAGCAGGGCUAGCAGGCUAGUAGGGAUAGCAGGCUUGUAAGGCUAGCAGGCUAGUUGGCAGGAUAGUAGGGGCUAGCAGGCUAGCAGGCUAGUAGGGAUAGGAAACAGCGCUAACAGUAGGCAAGAUAAACGCAUUUUCACAAUUUCACCAAUAUCAUCAAAAUCAAUAAAUCAUAGCAGGUUUUUGGGCUCAUUCAGUAGUGUUUAACUGAUUAAGCAGAAUCCCAUUUAAAAAUAAUGUUAAAAGUAUAAUUUAUACUCCUAAAAUAUAAAUUGAAAAUGAUACUGUUGCUGCUUCCUGUUGUCAUGGAUUUUUUAUUUAAAGCUAGUUUCAAAACACAGGUUUUAAAUGUCCAAAUUCAUAAUCAAUAUGCUGAAAUAUGUAGUGAUAUUUUGAACACCAAAACAUUAACACUUGUCUUCAGAUUACUUGUAUUUUGCUUAAUUAGUACCUUAUAAACUGCACACCACCAAUAUUUACCAAGCGGCCUCUCUAAACUAGAAUUGAUUAGCUUGUUCUACUGUAACCAAUGGCGCGCACAAAUUAAUCAUUCAAAUCAAUAUUGUAUUGAAAUCAAUGAAACUGGGAAAAUAUCUGUGGCGACAUGUCCUCUUCUAAGAGACAAACCUCAAAGAACUUGGGUAUACUACAUACAACAGUCGGUAGAUGAGAACCUGUAGUAGCCAUUUAUCAACUUAUAUCUCUGUGAGAAAAUGUUUUCGGUAGAUGGCUAAUACGAAAAAGUAACUGGAUAAUGGAUAAUUUCAACAAAUCACCACCUCACAUCGGUUUCUAAAUAGCGACAGAGGUAGGCUUUCAUUUGAGUGAUAGCUAACCCUAAAACCUGUGAAUUCAUGUCAGGUCAGAGACAUUUAUAGGAGGAGUGCCCACAUUUUUUUAUUGCCCCCGUGAUCUGAAAAUGACAGCAGCUGCGUUUUCAGUUCCACUACGGACUGGUGCAUUAUGACAAAAACACAGAUACUAAACCAAAGAUAUUGAUCUGUUUUAAGCAAUCGAUUUUGUGAGAUCGUUAUGACUAUAAACGUUUAUACUAACAUCACCAAUCUGAGGUAAACAGGAUAUGUAUUUCUUGUAAUUAUUUUGUGGUGAAAACGUUAGUCUGUGUAAUGUAGUAAGAUGUUAAGUCCACCAUAGGGAAAUGCGUAAUAUAAAAUAAUUAAAUUUGUCUAAAUAAUUCUAUAUUUCGAUUUAAGAUUAUAGUUAAUAAAGCACACUCAUAGAUUUCUCAACAAUUACAGCUACAGUUGAGGUCGGAAGUUUACAUACACCUUAGCCAAAUACAUUUUAACUCAGUUUUUAACAAUUCCUGACAUUUAAUCCUAGUAAAAAUUCCCUGUCUUAGGUCAGUUAGAAUCACCACUUUAGUUUAAGAAUGUGAAAUGUCCGAAUAAUAGUAGAGAGAGUGAUUUAUUUCAGCUUUUAUUUAUUUCAUCACAUUCCCAGUGGGUCAGAAGUUUACAUACACUCAAUUAGUAUUUGUUAGCAUUGCCUUCAAAUAGUUUAACUUGGGUCAAACAUUUCGGGUAGCCUUCCACAAGCUUCCCACAAUAAGUUGGGUGAAUUUUGGCCUAUUCCUCCUGACAGAGCUGGUGUAACUGAGUCAGGUUUGUAGGCCUCCUUGCUCGCACAUGCUUUUUCAGUUCUGCCCACAAAUGUUCUAUAGGAUUGAGGUCAGGGCUUUGUGAUGGCCACUCCAAUACCUUGACUUUGUUGUCCUUAAGCCAUUUUGCCACAACUUUGGAAGUAUGCUUGGGGUCAUUGUCCAUUUGGAAGACCCAUUUGCGACCAAGCUUUAACUUCCUGACUGAUGUCUUGAGAUGUUGCUUCAAUAUAUCCAAAUAAUUUUCCUUCGUCAUGAUUCCAUCUAUUUUGUGCACCAGUCCCUCCUGCAGCAAAGCACCCCCUGAUGCUGCAUGAUGCUGCCACCCCCGUGCUUCACGGUUGGGAUGGUGUUGUUCUGGGAUUGAUUUGCACUUUUUGCACCAAAGUAUGUUCAUCUCUAGGAGACAGAAUGCGUCUCCUUCCUGAGCGGUAUGAUGGCUGCGUGGUCCCCGUGGUCCCAUGGUGUUUAUACUUGCGUACUAUUGUUUGUACAGAUGAACGUGGUACCUUCAGGCAUUUGGAAAUUGCUCCCAAGGAUGAACCAUACUUGUGGAGGUCUACCAUUUUUUUCUGAGGUCUUGGCUGAUUUCUUUUGAUUUUCCCAUGAUGUCAAGCAAAGCGGCACUGAGUUUGAAGGUAGACCUUGAAAUACAUCCACAGGUACACCUCCAAUUGACUAGUAUGUUAGCAAGAAAUGUGUGGAGUGGUUGAAAAAAUUAGUUUUAAUGACUCCAACCUAAGUGUAUGUAAACUUCCGACUUCAACUGUAUUUCUUACUACUUUAACUAUGGAGAGAGUUUUAAAAUGCUUCUGAACGCAAUUUAGCCGGGCACUCCAUUGUCUUACGUCAGAUAGCACGGCGAUUCCGCCUGCACUGAUUGAGGGACGAGUGUCACGAAGGAGUGAUGCCAUCUGACAUAAGGCAAUUCCGGGCACUCUAGACUACAGCCUCCAUAUUGACUGUGCAGCAGGCUGAAUGUUCUCCAUCCCUACUAACAGAGUUUCUGUGUGGCUCCAGCAGGAUGGGAAGUAUGACGUGGGUGGAGGAGAGAGGUUUGACACGCUAGCUGACCUGGUGGAUCACUACAAGAAGAACCCCAUGGUGGAGAAGAGUGGAAUCGUUGUUCACCUCAAACAGGUGAGAGACUGGACCAGUGCAUUCAAACAGCCGUACAUAAAACAAUGAUGUCCUUGCAAAAUAAAUGGAAGCCAUGUUGUUUCCAGAACAUCUACUCUGAAAACUGGAUCUGUUAAAUAUGGAAUUAUGUGUAAUUCCAAGUAUGGGUAAGCUGCAAAUUCUAUAACAUAUAAUUUAAUGUGAAUGGUGGAUCAUAUGAUAAUCCAUUGAAUUAAUAUAUUAAUGUAUUUCUCUUCUCUUUUUCCAAUGAAAGCCCUUCAAUGCCACCAGAAUAAAUGCUGCCAACAUUGAGAACAGGGUAAAGGAGCUCAACAAAGUGGCGGACAACUCAGAGAAGCCCAAACAAGGGUUCUGGGAAGAGUUUGAGGUACCACCACCAGUGUGUUUAAAUGAUUCUAGAUCACAUAUAUCAUCUCAUAUUCCAAAACAUGAAAGUCAAUACGAAGAGAAUGAAAAUCCGGUAUGUUCAUGAGGCAUUUUCUGACGGACAACCCAAGGAACAUUAUUGUUAACUCUAAGACAGACACAGCUGGUUCCUGUCAAAGUCUGGUUAUGGGUCCAGGUCAAAGGUAGUACACUAGGGAAUAGGGUGCCAUUUAGGAUAUAACCAGCAUCUAAGGGAUUUGUGUCAUUGUGAUUUGUCUCAUUGUGACCUCUUGUGGUGAGAGAUUUUACUUUCAGCCUCCUGUAGGGUGCAGUGGAAGGGUACACACUGCUCAUGGGCCGAUGUGUUCAACCAAGACCAAAUGUUUUCUAGCAGAGUUUACAUAAUAAGCUCUGUGAUUAGAUUUUCAUCUUCUCCACAGUGAUCCCUACUGUAUGUGGGGUCAAACACACAAAAAGCCGUCCUAAAACAAACUGAACUAGCUUAUGAUUUAAUCAUAUUUACCUUUCAUGUCAGACCGAUGUUCUUAGUGUAAUAGUUAAAGCACAAGUUGGGUUGUCUGUUGGUCACGUUGGGCUCUUCACAAGGGGGAGUCAAAAAUGGCACCCUAGGGCUCUGGUCAAAAGUUGUGCACUAGAUAGAAGGAAUGCGGUUUCAGAUGCUGCCUCUGUAUGAUUUAAUUGUAUCUCUUCUUUCUCUCACCUUUCGUUUUUUUCUAAUCUCCUUCUGUUCUUCUCUUCUUUCUCCUGUCUUCUUUCAGGUGCUACAGCAGCAGGAGUGUAAGCUCCUCUACCCCAGGAAAGAAGGACAGACAGCGGAAAACAAGAGUAAAAACAGAUACAAGAACAUCCUCCCUUGUAAGUGAAAUAUCGACCUGUGUGUGUGUGUGUGUGUGUGUGUGUGUGUGUGUGUGUGUGUGUGUGUGUGUGUGUGUGUGUGUGUGUGUGUGUGUGUGUGUGUGUGUGUGUGUGUGUGUGUGACUAAAGACCCUAGUCCUUGUGUAUCUGUGUUCCAGUCGACACCACGCGGGUGGAGAUCAGGGAAGCAGACACCGAUGUGCCUGGCUCAGACUACAUCAAUGCCAACUACAUCAGAGUGAGUUCUGGAGAUGAAUAAUAGUAUCAAGAAUUUAGUGAUGCACUUUAUAGAUGGGUUAUCUGACAAGGUCACAAAAACGAUGUGCACUCUUCAAUGGUGCAGAAGUCCAUGUGUUGUGAUUCUGGAUGGUCAGAUAGCUAGCAACAAUGACAAGAAGCUGCCAUGUAGGGAAUUGUAGGUGGCUCGUUUCAGCUAGUUUUAUCUUGUUCUUGAUGCCAUGCCUUGAGGUGUUUUGAUUGAUGUCACGUCUAUGCUAAUAUGGCUAAUAUUCGCUAGCUAGCUAACCAACAACUGUAAUGAUGUAUUUGAGAGACAACAAGUGCUCAUUGUGCACAUUUAUUUAUGUUUUCAAUAAACAUUCUAAACUACAUAUAUAGUUUACAUGUUGUCAACAAUGUAAGCAAACCCCGUCUGUUUUGCACCAUAGUUGCGCAUGUGUCGGUUUUGUUGCUUAACAACUAACCCGUCUAUUGCUGAGUGGAAUAAUCUACAUGGCAUUUAGGGGUGAAUCCUAACUUCCACUUCAUCAAUGCAUGAUUAAGUGAAAAUGUGGCUUUAAAUAUUAAAGCACCAUAAUAAACAACUGUUAGUGAUGCAGAGUGAGAUGCCUAUCUAGUUCAUCAAUGGCCAUAUUCUGAUGUGAAACACGGUAGCGUAACUUGAAACCGAUCUGAGCAUUGGAAACUCUGGAAGUUUCUCACAAUGUCUCUAGUAACGUAUCCAUACAUGUUGUCACAGACAGGCCUCAAAGUUUUGGCAGAGUCCCAUACUGUAGCCUAUGCGCUGUCGUAGCCAUCUCUUCUAUGUUUGGCAUGAUAAUGAACUAACACAGUGAGGAGUUGGCUAAAGCACCAACAGACUGAACCACCACCAGGCUAUCAAUGUUCAUAUGUUCCUCACCAAUGAAGACAUGAAAUGAAUGAAUUAAGUAUUUUUCUCUCCCCCAGAGUAUGCACGAAGAGGGCUGUCACGUGGAGGAGGGCAAGGUGUUCAUCGCCACCCAGGGCUGCCUUCAGAACACUGUGGUGGACUUCUGGAAGAUGGUCUACCAGGAGAACACGCACGUCAUUGUCAUGACCACCAAGGAGAUGGAGAGAAGACGGGUGAGAGCAUAGAAAUAUAAUUAUGGUCGGGCAAUAUCGGUCUCGUCUAUGGAACCACAUACAUUCGCCCGUGGUGUGGAUCCCAGUUUGCUCUUUUCAACAAAAAAUAAGUAAUAUGUUCAGAGAAAGAAAUAUAAUUAUUAGAUCAGGCAUUCCUACUCAAGUCAAUAUAAUGUAAUACUACACUGAACAAAAAUGCAACAUGCAACAAUUUCUAAGAUUUUACUGAGUUACAGUUCAUAUAAGGAAAUCAGUCAAUUGAAAUAGAUUCAUUAGGCCCUAAUCUAUGGAUUUCACAUGACUGAUAAUACAGAUAUGCAUCUGUUGGUCACAGAUACCUUUAAAAAAUAAGUUAGGGGUGUGGUUCAGAAAACCUGUCAGUAUCUGGUGUGAACACCAUUUGCCUCAUGCAGAGCGACACAUCUCCUUCGCAUAGAGUUGAUCAGGCUGUUGAUUGUGGCCUGUGGAAUGUUGUCCCGCUCUUCUUCAAUGGCUGUGUGAAGUUGCUGGAUAUUGGCGGGAACUGGAACACGCUGUCGUAUACAUCGAUCCAGAGCAUCCCAAACAUGCUCAAUGGAUGACAUGUCUGGUGAGUAUGCAGGCCAUGGAAGAACUGGGACAUUUUCAGCUUCCAGGAAGUGUGUACAGAUCCUUGCGACAUGGGGGCGUGCAUUAUCAUGCUGAAACAUGAGGUGAUGGCGGUGGAUGAAUGGCACGACAAUGGGCCUCCAGAUCUCGUCAUGGUAUCCCUGUGCAUUCAAAUUGCCAUCGAUAAAAUGCAAUUGUGUUCGUUGUCCGUAGUUUAUGCCUGCCCAUACCAUAACCCCACCACCACCAUGGGGCACUCUGUUCACAACGUUGACCUCAGCAAACCGCUCGCCCACACGAUGCCAUACACGCUGUCUGAAGAGCACACUUCUCCAGCAUGCAAGUGGCCAUCGAAGGUGAGCAUUUGCCCACUGAAGUCGGUUACGACGCCGAACUGCAGUCAGGUCAAGACCCUGAUGAGGACGAUAAAUUAUUCGGUUGUGCAAACCACAGUUUCAUCAGCUUUCCUGGUGGCUGGUCUCAGAUGAUCCCGCAGCUGAAGAAGCCGGAUGUGGAGGCCCUGGGCUGGUGUGGUUACACGUGGUCUGCGGUUGUGAGGCCGGCUUGACGUACUGCCAAAUUCUCUAAAAUGACAUGGGAGGCGGUUUAUGGUAGAGAAAUGAACAUUAAUUUAUCUGGCAACAGCUCUGGUGGAGAUUCCUGCAGUCAGCAUGCCAAUUGCACGCUCCCUCAACUUGAGAUAUCUGUGGCUUUGUGUUGUGUCACAAAACUGCACAUUUUAGAGCCUUUUAUUUUCCCCAGCACAAGGUGCACCUGUGUAAUGUUCAUGCUGUUUUAAUCAGCUUCUUGAUAUACCACACCUGUCAGGUGGAUGGAUUAUCUUGGCAAAGGAGAAAUGCUCACUAACAGGGAUAUAAACACAUUUGUGCACAAAAAGUUGGGGGGGGGGGUAUCCUGGGUAUCCUGGGUUGGGAUUACCAGGAUAUUAUGACAGCUAAGAUGAUUGUAAAGCUGCUUGAGAAGAAAGGUUGGGCCUUCUAGAUUGUCUAAUGCUCCACUUUGUCCUCGUCAGAACAAAUGUGUGCGCUACUGGCCUGACCUCAAUGUCACUAAGGAGUUUGGGAAAGUGAGUGUGAAGAACGUGGAGGAGCGUCCGGCUCAGGACUACAUCCUGAGGGAACUGGAGGUGACGCGUUUGGACAGGGUAAGACAGCCCAUCGUGGUGACCACAUAAAUUGGUCUGUUUUAGUAUGGCACAUUAUCUUUCACAAUAAUCCCACUUCUGAUGGGGGCUUGAUUUAAGUAUAACUUUCUGGUUGUAUGAAAUUGAAUUCAUAAUGAACAGGUAACACAUAUACCAUUUCUGAUUGACCACUGUACAAAUUGGAGUUAUGCAUUAUUUUGCAGCCCACUUUACCUGAUAUUUAUUUAGUCAUUGUAAGGUAAUAUGGUGAAUUUUUUUAACAAAACAAAAACAUAGCUAAAUAAUAAUUUUUUAAUUAAUUGAAGUUAGAAACAUAAAGUACCUGUUUUUAUCACAGAGUGUCAUACUAAGACUUAGCAAAUACCAGGUCAGACACCUGCUGAAAUAGGCCUGUAAACUGUAGCGCUAACUCUCCCCAUCUGCAGAGGGAGCCGAUGAGGUAUAUCUGGCACUACCAGUACCUGAGCUGGCCUGACCACGGUGUGCCCAACGAGCCCGGGGGCGUGCUCAGCUUCCUGGAGCAGGUCAACCGCAAGCAGAGCGCCAUUCGAGACACCGGGCCCAUUGUGGUCCACUGCAGGUAAAACACAGGGUGCACACAUUAUGACAGACAGCAUGUAUCAGACACAACACCUCUCCAAGCCUUACUGACAUAACGGCAGUCAUAAAACGUCUAAAUGCAUGCACCAUGGUGGCCAGGGCUGUUUCUUAUUUGUUAUGUUUGGCAGAACAUAAAGAUAUAAUUAUUGGUCUAGUAGUCUAGGACAGUCUACAAGAGUCCAGGGGCAUCAGUUUGGUAUGGUAGGGCAGACACCAUACCUUAACUCAAGACCAAAAAUUUACAAAUAUGCUACAAAAAAGUAGACUAAAAUCAUUCCAAUCCCGAUUAAAAUGCAACGGCUGUUUUAGCAUAUUGUUUGGAUGGCUGGCUUUAGAUUGGCUGGCUAUGCAGAGCAUCGCUCAGAGAAAGUGCCAGACAGUUCGUUUUGCCGGUCAGCUUUGAAUUUGAUGUCGGUCUUGUAAGUCUGAAUGCUGAUUUAUUUAUUAGGUUACUUUCACAUUGAUGUCGGCAUAGGCGGCACAUGCAAUAGGCUAGGGGAAAAUAAGCUUCCCUUAAAGUAAAUUGAAUUACAUUUACAAAAAAAUUUGCUAUAUAAUGACUCGUGCCUAUACAGAAAUAAAUACAAUAGUUCAAAAUACUACACCAGAGAGCGUGAUUUGGCCACAGAGGAUCAUUCGCUUCUUUUAAAAAUGAGCUGUGGAUUGUUUUAAGCACAAAAUUGGGCAGCGCUCAUGGCGAAUAGCCUACCAAAUAGCCUCGUUGAGUUGCAGCAGUCACUGAAAAGCAGUUAUAUAGGCUUAGGCCUAGAGAACGGGAAGCAUAGAAAUAGCGCACAUAGAACAUAUCUACCUUUUCUUAGACUUGCUUUCAAUGAGAAUGACAGAUCUAUAACUAACAUUUUUAUGUGAAUUUGGUUGGGUCGCAGCUUUAACCCUCCUGUUGUCCUAGGGUCAAAAUGACCCGCCACUGUGUUGAACCAACUUUAUUUAAUUUUUAUAUUUUUGGGAUCAUUUGUGAGAAGGAGGCAGUGAGACUUUAAAGAAAGUAUCACUGCCUCCUUCUCACAAAUGAUCCAAAAAAUAUAAAAAUUAAAUAAAGUUGGUUCAACACAGUGGCGGGUCAUUUUGACCCUAGGACAACGGGAGGGUUAAGCAUGGCACCUGUACUGCCAUUACUGUACCUCAAUUUCACCUCGCAAAGUUUGCAUUUCCCUCUCAUUUAACAUCUGAAAUUAUUGCCAUACAGGACUUUGCUGCCGUCACUUGCCUUUCUCUGCCAUUUUUUCAACUGUUAACGACGAUGACGUAGUUGUGGAGAGUCGACUCCAAAAUAAUUGAUUCUUCGAGUCGGUGACCAUUUCUGAGUGUCAAGAUUAAGUUCCACUAGGAAUCGACUCCUAAGAUUCCGUAUUUUUGGAACGGAGGAGACUGAUUAGUUGCCGUACUUCAGAGAACAUAAACUCUAGCAUCUUUCAUAGCGAGCAAGUGAGGGAUGGAGAGAGAGGGGCACAGUAUAGGCAGGUCGGCCACCAGCAGACACCAGGCAGACAGAGUCAGAACCAUGCACUGGGCAUAUAUAUCGGCAAUCAAAAAAACCUGUAUCUCGCAAUUUCUUGGCUUGCAAUGUCUCGCAACUUCUGUAAAGCAGGGCCUAUCAUCAAUGAAUAGGCUAGGAUAUUGAGAUGAGCGAGAUGCAACACUUUACUCUCACACAGUCACACACAGUAUCUGUGCAUGUGUACAGGUUCAUGGUAGCCAGGGCACCAAAACAGUGGAGAAGUUGAACCUCUCGCUUCAACACUCUUAGUUGUUGUGGAAAUUGACCCACCCACUAUGCUGUUUACUUUCUGCAUCUAUUUCAUAUCGUUCUACCUUAAAAUUAAACAACUUUCCCCAGGCCUUCAUAGCUUAUCGUCUAGUUAGGCUAUAACACAGAAAAUAAUAUGUUUUGUGAUAACUGCAAUGUGAUUUUAAUUUUGUGGGGAAAACAACACAAAAACAUUGUUUUUCGGUUAGGGAUUUUUCUUAACGUUAAGGAUCCCAAUUUUGUUUUAACGUUUAAAUUAUGUAUUUAUUUUCACAAGCAUAAAGAUGAACUGUCUUUCAUAUAGAUUUGUAUAUUUACAAGUGUAACUUAGUAUUAGUGCAGGAGUACUCAGGAGCACAUGCCCAAAAUUCAACUUGUAACUAUGUCUGUUAUGAAAAUGCCACCAUAUAGUAGUAAUAUAGUGCUAUUGACUCCUUUGUCUCCCCAGUGCAGGAAUCGGGAGAACAGGCACCAUCAUUGUCAUUGACAUUCUCAUUGACACCAUCAACAGACAAGGUAAGAGAAUGUUGAACUGUUAAACAUUAUGGUUCUGACAUCAGUCCUAUCCAAACGUUACUGCUAUUAAAAUCAGUCCAAUCCAAACAUUACGGCUCUGACAUCAGUCCUAUCCAAACGUUUCAGCUCUGAUAUCAGUAAUAUCCUAAUGUUAUAACUUUGAUAUCAGUCCUAGCCAAACAUUACGGCUCUGAGAUCCAGUCUUGGGAUGGAUCUGCAUGUAGUAGGGAUUAGGGACAAAUCUGUGUAACCGUGCUAAAUGUGCUGCCUUUUGACCUUUGUGCGUGGGUGUGUUUCAGGAUUAGACUGUGACAUCGACAUCCCUAAGACCAUCCAGAGGGUUCGUCAGCAGCGGUCAGGCAUGGUGCAGACGGAGGCCCAGUAUAAGUUCAUCUACAUGGCUGUCCAGCAGUACAUUGACACGGCACAGAAGAGACUGGAGGAGGAGCAGGUACCUACCAAACACUCAGUAGUAGGAGUAGUGGAAGUAGUUAUGCUGUAAUGUUGCCACUACAGUUAUUGGUAGUAGUAGUAUUCUAAUCGUAAUAGUGGCAAUUUUACUCACAGUUAUAUUAGCACUGGUACAGUAGUAGUUUAAUUGUAAAGGUACUAGUAACUACCAUACGCACUAACAGUAGUAUUGCAGUACAUAUUUACUAAAGUGACUGCCUUACAGUUGGAACCCGAGAUACAGGUAUUACAUUUCAAGGUGUCAACCAGCUAAGCAAGUUGGCCAGGUUAAUGUUAUGUUAUCUUGUCUCAAUGUUUAAACGAUUAUCUUAUUUUUCAAGCUAAAAUAACAUGGUUUCUUGUGGCUACUUUCAUUGCAGAGGAAUAAGACAAAGGAGAGGGAGUACUCCAAUAUCAAAUACCCCCAGAUGACUAGCGCCCAGUCAAAACUGAACAUGACCUGUGUGUCACGCUCCUCCUCUGUGUGAGUAGCCCUGCAAAUACACACUGUUCAUAUAGUAAACAGACAAAUGCUGUUUUAUUCUCUCUAAAUACACACUACCACUGUCAUAUCAUUCCAUCCAAAUCCAAUGAACAUUGUCCGAAUGAACAUGAAUCGGAAUUUCAGCUCACCAUGUUUUGUCUGUCUGUGUGUGUCUGUUGCUGUCUGUGUGUGUCUGUGCGUGCAUGUGUCCGUUUUUGUGUGAUGCAGGGUGACCAAUGACGACCCAUCUGCCGUGUAUGAGAACCUGAACAUCAAGAACCCAAGUACCUCUGGGAGCAGCAGUAACACCAGGAAGUAAAGUUCACCCACGGACCUCUGCCUCUCUCAACCUCUCUGUGAGUAUUCAAUUACUGUGGCUUGUUUAGUUAUAAAUUAUAUAAGACAUUAUAAAGGCUCAUACCUGCUUAUAACAAGUUACAAAGCAUCAUACCGGCAUACCUAAGUAAAUUAUUAUUGUUAUUUUCUUUGCUAAAUAAUUUAUAACUUUUUAUUGUGGAACUGCUCCAUAUAAUUGCUCUAUUUGAUUUACAGGGUUAGGGAAUAACAGAUUACAUGUAACUGAUUGCAAAAUACUGUAAUCCAUUACGUUACCAGCAAAGAGAUUGUAAUCAGAUUACAGAUACUUUUGAAGAACUAGAUUACUUCUAGGAUUACUUUUAAAUUCAGAAAGGAUGUUUGCAAAAAAAUGUUAUUAUUAUUUAUUUUUUUAGUCAUUUAGCAUAUGCUCUUAUCCAGAGCGACUCACAGUUAGUGAGUGCAUACAUUUUUCAUAGCAGCCCCCCGUGGGAAACGAACCCGCAACCCUGGCGUUGCAAGCACCAUGCUCUACCAACUGAGCUAUGCGGGGCCCUACAUUCAAAUCAGCAUUGAAAAAAGGCGCAAGUUUAAGUUUGUUCCGCCUGAGCGAGACCACUAUGAUGACACACCAAAAGCGUCCAAUGCGUUUGAUGGAUCGCGGGGAAAAGAGCAGGAAUAGGCUUUUGUAGGCUACAGUCCAAGCUAUGUCUUUCAAUAGUGUGACUGCUGUCAGCAUCCAAAGAUUAUCCAAUUUGAAUAAACACUUGGAGGUAAGGACGUCAGCAGUGGUGUAGCCUAUGGGCGAUACGGAUAUCAUUUAUUAUUGAUUUAUCUACAUAGAACAUUGAUGUGAAUCACACUGCUGCUCUCUCAUUUAGCUAUUUGCGCCUUACGGAUUGUGGUUGUUGUGAAUGGCUGUUCACAAAUGUAUUUCUGUAUUUUAACCCAAUAAUGGUUGAAUUGAAGAAAUUUAAGCCGCCUAUCAAUCCUUGUUUUUGCAACCAGUGGACAGCCAGUGAAAAAUGUGCUCUUGCAACAGCUGCAUAGUGCGGAUCAUAGCCUAUGGAAUAUAAGUUUGAGGGAGUUCCUCCCAACUCCUCCGUGGUAUUGUGCUCCAUACUAGUUUAAUUUACAAAGACCACGAGUGGGGCUUUUAUUGCACAAUCUAAUUCAUGCUGAUAAAUAAAAUAAUCCAUAGGCCUAAUGGACGCGCACUUUUGAUAGACUGCAAAUUAUCGAGAUAUCAAAGUGUCACCCAUAGAGAUGGUAUUAAAUCCUUAGAUCCUGGGCGGCAGGUAGCUUAGCGGUUAGAUUGUUGGGCCAGUAACCGAAAGGUUGCUAGUUUGAAUACCCGAGCCGACAAGGUGAAAAAUCUGUCGACGUGCCCUUGAGCAAGGCACUUAACCCUAAUUUGCUUCAGGGAUGCCAUACUACUAUGGCUGAUGCUGUAAAACAACACAUUUCACUGCAGCUAUCCAGUGUGUGACAAUUUAAAAUGAUUAAGUAUUCUAAUUCUAUGGCGUCACCAACUAAAACGUAAACAUUUUCACAUGCAAAUAGCACUUUUCGGUAGCGCUCAAAGCAUGCCAUUCCAUGAGAGCAGCCUUUAUUUUUCAACUCAAAGCAAUGAGCCCAAUCAGUCCUCCAUGACAACAAAAUCAUAAACAGAGUAGGCUAAUAAGUCCUUAGUUUUAUGCUCAGGUAAAACAAUUAGGCUAAUCUAUAUUUCCAUAUUUCCAAGUCGUAUUCUUGAAGAUCAAGGGGUAUUAAAUGAAUUGGAAUGACUGGAAAUCUGACAGACUUUUUAAUGUAAAAAUAUAGCCUAAUCGUAUUAUUAUCUGUAGUAGAAAGCAAUUGGUUAGAAGAAGCCUACAUAACCAUCCCAAAAAGUAAAAUACAACAUCCAUUUAUGGCCAGCUAUGUAAACUCUAACAUUGAUUUAUCCUACAAUAAUGUCGUUCAAUUGGUAAUAUUCAUUCAAACUUCUUCUAAUACCUCUUUAGGGGAACGCCAUUUAAAAGUAACUGAAAGUAAUCAGAUUACAUUAGAGUUUGGGUAAUUACAUUACUGAUUCCAAUUUUGGUCAGGUAACUAGUUACUGUAACGGAUUACAUUUAGAAAGUAACCAACAUAAACAGCUUAAUUAGUAAUAGGAAAAAUAAUCAUUAUUGGCGAAGAAGAUUUAAGAAGGCAUUUUAUUGUCUGUUUUGACAGAAAUGUCCUUUGCAUCAUAAAGACGGCUUGCAUAACAUAAACUACAACAACAUACAGAAGAUGUGGAGGUCAGGAGUUUGUACAAGUUUAACAGGGUGGUUAAAUGUAAUACUUCAAUCAGAUUUAGCCCUCUUCAACUGAAAACAAUGGUUACAGUAGAGCCGAUAUCUGAAAAAACAAUGCAGGUGGGGUGAGGGGAAUGUUGUGUAUGAGAAUAUACAGCAGUGUUAUGCACAUGGUGCAUUGGUUAAAUGUGCAUAAACUUGUUCAGUGCAUGAUCAAAGAAUGCAUGUGUGUGAUUGGUUAUAACUGUCUUAAUUGUUAGGUCCUCAUUGGUUGUGGGCCUGGGAUAUAUCCUCUGCUACCCUGAGAGUGGGCGCAGAUGGAGAGAUGUUAGCAAGCAGUUAUGUCAUCUCAUCUGUGAAGCAUCAUAUUUGAGAUGCACUUCUGCAUACUGUUGGGUUCCUUUCAAGAGUUUCUAAAGAUCCCGCUCCCCCAACAGGGAACACCAAGGUAGGGUAAAACUGUGUAAUUGUGUAUAUGGGCUCCUUGGGUACGCUGAGAAAUAAAGGAUCAAAUCUCAACAGAAUUCAACCCUGAGUCCAUAGUAAACCUUAGAAAAUACAGAACUCAGUGUCUACAGACAAGCAGUUGUUCUUGCUUGUUCUAGCAACACAGGACAGAAAGUUCAGUGUUUUCCAAUUAAUUGGUUCCAGACAUAUUCCAGAUGAGGAAAGACAUCACAAAAACACAUACAUUUUGCUAUUGACUAUCAUAGUGAUUAUAGUAUUAAUUAGGAUGUCAUGUGGACUACUUUGUUUAUUGUGUGCAUUUCUAUGCAGAGUGGUUCUGUGUAUGUCUAAAGCGGUGUGCCAUUGUGUGUGCUUCAGUUUCAGCAGAGGUGCCGCUUUGCCAGCACCUGAACCAUGGGGGGCCUGUGGAGCUCUGACCCCCUGGCGGUGGACCCUACCUGGGGUGAAGGUGGUGGUGCUGACCCCUCCUAGUUCCCCCCCCCCCCUCCUUCUGCUGCCCUUCUGGCUGUCUGGAGCCUACCUCUCCAAGGAGAGA